UAUUUAAUCGAUCCAUGGAGCAACAAACAUUGUUGACAAUAAAUUUAGUGUCUUCGUUGUGCAACAAAAAAUUAAUGGUUAUAACGAUUAUGAUAUAAUUAUAUUUUGAUUAGAGUUCUUUAUGUAUUCCAUAAAUGGUUGAAAGUGGUGUUAAAUACAAAAAGUUAAAGUAUACUUGCUUACCAAAAACAAAAACUAUUUUCCUCUAUUGGAAUGUUUAAAUAUCAAGAGUUUAAUGAUUUCCAUCGAACCUUUUCAUUAUUUGUUUGAAGAAAUAAUUUAGAGAAUUAAAAAUAUGCACGUAUAAAAGUUAAUUUUUUGGAGAAGAGUAAUUGAAAUGUAAGGUUAUACACUAUGCCUGGUGGACGACGUAAUGCUGCUACUCGGAAUGGUCAGACUAAAUCUCAGACCAGUUUUUCUGGAACUACAAAUGUUGUUACAAGAAGCAAUAGUGGAGACAGAGUAGUUGUAGAUGAUAAAAAGACAGACGAAUUUUGUGGACUAAAAACAUUGAUACCAAAGCAUGUACCUAUACCAGUUGUACCUAUAGAUGGCCACCUAACUUUUGAAGCUUUGUCUUUGAUUGUAUCAAUUAUUGCAGCUUCUCUACAAAUGCUUAAUUUAUAUAGAACUGUGUGGUGGUUACCUCAUUCUUAUAACAACUAUAGUAUGAAUUUUUACCUAGUAGAUCCUUAUCUACUCAUAUUCAUUGUAACUAUGGUUGCACGUCAAUUUAUUUAUUCUUUACUGCGUCGGUGUAUUGAUAUUUCAUCUCCAGUGCGUUGGUUGUCUGCUGCUCAAAAAAUUAUGAGGAUAACUCUCUUAAUUGUUGUGAUGAGUGUACUUUGUUGGUGUCUUUACCACAUGGCUGAAAGGCAUAAUUCUAUGAAGAUUUUCUAUUUAUGCUAUCCAAGUUUAUCUUUGUAUUUCGUAAUGUUUGGUGUAAGUGUAGUACCCUUCUUUGAUAUAUCACCAGCACCUUUAUAUAAUAAAGAUGAGAAAAAAACAAAGUUUCUUUUGGAUAAGCCUCUACAUAAUUGCUCGUUAAAUGCAUCAGCUAUUAGAGCAGAAGUUUCUACCUUGAGAUCCGAUUUCAAUCGUCGUCUGAAACGAGCUUUAUUUGCAUCUUCUAGUAGUGCUUACGUAUGUGGUAUUACACCGAUUAUAUUCGUACCGCAACAUUUACAUUUUAAUGUUUCAUGGGUUGUGCAACAUGUCAUUAUGUUCUGGCUUGGAAGAAUAAGUGCUCACUUUUCUCAAGCUUAUCCAGUUAGGUACUGUGAUGUCUUGCAUAGAGCAGCGUUACAUCUAGGCCGUUGGGUUAAGAUUGAAAAUCGUAAUAAUCACACCUACGCGCAAGCAUGGAACGAUUCAGUUUUAUGGCCCCACGGCUCGAUAGUGAGGCACAAUAAGGAAAUUUACCGUUCGGAAGGUUUAUGUACAGUGGCGGAACCAGGAAAUUCAAAUCACUACAGAUUUUAUGCUUUAUUCAGUAAUCCCACGAUGCUGCUUUGUUCGUUGCUGGGCUUGCAGCUGCUUCUUGUGGGUGUCCAGCUGUUCAUUUUACUACGUACAACCGAUUGGUACCAAGUACUAUCGAUAACGUUACUUCUCCUGAUCAAUUAUUAUACUUUAUUUAAAAUAAUUCGGGAUUAUCUUAUUUGUUCGAAAGUGUAUCACGCUGAGCAAAUAAUACAAGAGAAAUCUCAAAUAUGUUCAAAUUCUGCUAUUCAAUAAAUAAAUG
Messenger RNA from Hylaeus volcanicus, 1744 nucleotides. RefSeq names its product transmembrane protein 39A. The transcript has 7 exons. The coding region runs from base 355 to 1737 and encodes 460 amino acids. NCBI's taxonomy places the organism in Eukaryota, Metazoa, Arthropoda, Insecta, Hymenoptera, Colletidae. The record is from RefSeq and is a predicted model, not a curated record. Gene Ontology annotation, cellular component: membrane.